This is a messenger RNA of Paramecium pentaurelia, 969 nucleotides long. The record is from the annotation of a GenBank genome assembly. Lineage: Eukaryota; Ciliophora; Oligohymenophorea; Peniculida; Parameciidae.
AUGUAAGGAGCUCCAGUGAUUGUUGUGAAUGCUAAUACAAAAAGAGAAUAAGGAAGAAAGGCUUAAUUGGGAAAUAUAUAAGCAGCUAAGGCUGUAUCAGAUAUAGUCCUAACUACUCUUGGUCCUCGUUCGAUGUUAAAAAUGUUAUUAGAUCCAAUGGGAGGAAUAGUAAUGACAAAUGAUGGAAAUGCUAUUCUAAGGGAAAUUGAUGUUCAACAUCCAGCAGCUAAGAGUAUGAUUGAAUUAGCAAGAGUAUUAUUAACUUUUUAUAAUUAAAAGGCUUAAGAUGAAGAAGUUGGAGAUGGAACUACAUCAGUUAUAAUUUUGGCAGGUGAAAUGAUGGUUGCAGCUAGACCAUUCAUAGAAAAGAAUAUUCAUCCUACUGAAAUUGUUAAUGGUUAUUUUAAGGCUUUAGAAGAUUCACUUUCAAUAUUGGAUGAAAUUGCAUAAUAGAUUGACACUGAAAAAAAAGAAGAAGUUAUGAAAGCUUUGUAAUCUUGUAUAGGUACUAAAUUUGCAUUCAGAUGGGGAACAUUAAUAAGUGAUCUUUCUUUAUAAGCUACAAGAAUUGUUUUAAGAGGUGGAAAUGUUAAUAAAUUGAAUUUGGAAAUCAAGAGAUAUGCAAAAGUAGAGAAAAUUCCUGGUGGAACACUUGAAGAAAGUUGUGUUCUUGAAGGAGUCAUGAUUAAUAAAGAUGUUACUCAUCCAAGAAUGAGAAGAGAAAUUAAAAAUCCAAGAAUCAUUUUAUUAGAUUGUACAUUAGAAUACAAAAAGGGAGAAUCUAUGACUAAUAUGGAAAUGACAAAAGAAUCAGAUAUGACUGAUGCACUUUAAUAAGAAAUUAAUGAAGUUGCAUUAAUGUGUAAUGAUAUAUUAAAACAUAAACCUGAUAUUGUUAUUACAGAAAAGGGAGUAUCUGAUUUGGCUUAACAUUUCUUAUUAAAAGGGNAAAUAAAUUAAAUGAUAUGA